CCGCAGGCAGCCCCGAUGGCCAAGCAGCCCCCCGAGGUGAAGGCGCGACGCGACGGCGAGGGCGGGCGGCUGCCGGCGGCGGAGGGGCCGGGCCCGGGCGCGCAGCUGCGCCCCGGCGCUCCCGCCGCCCUGCCCGGGGCCGGCGCGGUGUCCGCGGCGCGGGGCCCGCCCGCCAGCCCCGGCCCCUUCGCCACCCGCUCGCCGCUCUUCAUCUUCGUGCGGAGGUCGCCGCUGCUGCCGCGCUCCUCCAGCGGGUACUUCUCGUUCGAAGCCGAGCGCAGCCCCGCGCCCCUGGGCUGCGACAAGGCCACGCAGACCCCCAGCCCGCCCUGCCAGGCGCUCAGCCACUGCCUCAGCGCCAUGGCGUCCCGGUGGCAAUCCCACUCUCCAGCCGAGGAGGUGCAGCCGGAGAUCUGGAUCGCGCAGGAGCUGCGGCGCAUCGGCGACGAGUUCAAUGCCUCCUAUUGUCCACGCAGGGGUUUCUUGGAUCACCAGCUGGGGAACCCUCAGGUCAUGAUCCUGCGCCUGCUGCGUUACAUCAUCAGCCGCAUCUGGAGGCUCCAGUGAGAGCGCCCAGCGCAUCCCGAGCCACCAGGACUGAAUUUCUCGCUGGGAAAGCCCGGGAAGGAUGGACUCAUGGAUGGAUGUGGGGCUCCCACCCUGCCUCUCCCCCAGGACACGUGGCAGGAUGAGGGUGGACAUCCCAUUCCGAGCGCGGCGUUUUUAUGGCAGAGUGGUGUUUACUCGGUGUUUCUCUCCACUCUUUUUAUUCAUUUUUUUGCCUUUUUUUUCCCCCCAAAAGAGUCUCAGCGAAAAUGUGGAAUCAUGUUUUGUCAUCGUUCCUGGAAUUCUGUGGCAUGAGCCCCAUGGCAGGAAUGAGGGAAACCUGAGCCAGCUGAUGGGCAGAGCCCUCGGAGUUUGCCUUGCAGAGGCUUGGAUUCCU
Molecule: messenger RNA, 943 nt
Organism: Melozone crissalis (California towhee)
Lineage: Eukaryota; Metazoa; Chordata; Aves; Passeriformes; Passerellidae
Gene: BCL2L11
Product: BCL2 like 11
Exons: 3
Coding region: 16-567 (183 amino acids)
Biological process (GO): meiosis I
Source: RefSeq, a predicted model, not a curated record